UGAUACAGAUACAUCAUCGACAGAAAUAUAUAUUUUGAAAUACUGUUUCGUACACAAGACUUCGCAAAAUUGCUGGUGCUCAGCUUAAAAGGGAUGCGGUAACUAGACAAUAAACCGGAACGAAGAACGCUGUUGUAAUGGCCGAAAAAGUCACCGAGAGUUUACCUGCAAGCCAGAAUGAGUCUGCACAGCUGGAAGGUUGUGUGGAUUUGGACUCGCAUGUGUUCAAGACUCCCCAAAAAGAAAUCAGUGGACCACAAGAUAUACCAAAAUGGGAAAAGUCGCAGGCAUAUCAUGAUAUUACUGGUUUCAUUCUAACAGUAAAUGAUGCCAUCAAAGGCAAGAAAAUGACUGAGAACUAUCAUGUAUCUGAGCUGUGUGAGAAGUUAACUGUGAUGCUGGAUGAAUUUUCUGCAUGGAUCGAUGAGAUACCACCGGUUGAACAACCACAGAGGUUCGGCAACAAGGCCUUCCGGGAUUGGUUUAACAAGUUAAAAGAGAAUUCUGAUUCAUGUCUGAAGAAAGUGCUGGAUGAGAAACUGUUUCCUGCAUUGCCUGAAUUAAGUCACUAUCUCGUGGAGAGUGUGGGCAACUCAACAAGAAUAGAUUAUGGAACAGGUCAUGAAAUGUCAUUUGUCGCAUUUCUCUGCUGCCUGUUUAAGCUAGGAGCUUUAAGAUCGGAUGACUUCAUAGCUUCUUGUCUCAAAGUGUUUUUUAAGUAUCUGAUUGUUGUGCGGAAACUUCAGACUGUGUAUCGGAUGGAGCCAGCAGGAAGUCACGGGGUGUGGAGUUUGGAUGAUUAUCAUUUUCUACCUUUUUUAUUUGGGAGUUCUCAACUUAUAAAUCAUCCUAGAAUAUUUCCCAAAUCUUUUGUGAAGCCAGAAAUUUACGAACACUUCAGUAAGGAUUACAUGUUCUUAUCAUGCAUCAAAUACAUCAACGAGGUUAAAACUGGACCAUUUGCCGAGCAUUCUAAUCAGUUGUGGAAUAUCAGCGGGGUACCAAACUGGGCGAAAGUCAAUUCAGGCUUAAUUAAAAUGUACAAGGCUGAGGUGCUAUCGAAACAUCCAAUUAUGCAGCAUUUUCUCUUUGGAAGUCUGCUGUCCAUUGAUCCUCUACCUUGAACAUUUAUCGUGUGGAAUCUAAUGCACUAAAAAGUAUCAACAAAACGUGAUAUAACAAAAUAGCUAGAUGAUGCCACACAGAGAUCAAGAGGGAAUAAGCUGACACAUGUACCAAAGAAUAUUCAGAAAACAUAUGAGAAAACAAGAUACACGUACUUUGGUCUUGCCAUACACAGAUCAGGGGCAAUAUUGUAAAGUGGUGUUUAGCACCGUCUGUUUGUCUGUCAGUAUGUCUGUCUGUCUGUCAUACAUGUUACCAGUGCCAUCCUCCCAUAGUGAGGGUAGGAUGUCCUGCCUGUCGUAGUGUGUUCGCUAGAAGGUUGCAGGUGGAGAUAUUUUAAAAUAAUAAAUAAAAAAUUGUUUUUGAUUGUCUUGGAAUUUUGGAAGAUCUAAGCGUUUUUUUGAUUGGUUGGAUGAGAUUUAGCUCAGUUGGCAGAGUGCUUGCCUGGCAUGCUUGGGUCAUGGGAUUGAAUCCCCUCAGCAGACCCACUGGAUUUUUGUCCAUCCCAACCACUGACUCGCAACUGGUAAUUGUAUAUCAAAAGAUGUGGUAUGUUCUGUCUUGUCUGUGGGGAAAGUACAUAUAUGAUUGUUUUAUGUGUUAAAUGUUUGAUAUGCUGUCUGUGCCACUCUUUGUUAGGUGGACAACCCUAACAAAUAAAUAAAGAUCCUUUGUUGCUAAUGGGGAAAAUUAGGUUUCCUCAGAAGAUUGCGUCACAAGGACCAAAUGUUUGAAA
Molecule: messenger RNA, 1861 nt
Organism: Gigantopelta aegis
Lineage: Eukaryota; Metazoa; Mollusca; Gastropoda; Neomphalida; Peltospiridae
Product: serine/threonine-protein phosphatase 2A activator-like
Exons: 10
Coding region: 138-1124 (328 amino acids)
Biological process (GO): mitotic spindle organization
Cellular component (GO): protein phosphatase type 2A complex; cytoplasm; nucleus
Molecular function (GO): protein tyrosine phosphatase activator activity; peptidyl-prolyl cis-trans isomerase activity
Source: RefSeq, a predicted model, not a curated record